Molecule: messenger RNA, 465 nt
Organism: Cucurbitaria berberidis CBS 394.84
Lineage: Eukaryota; Fungi; Ascomycota; Dothideomycetes; Pleosporales; Cucurbitariaceae
Exons: 1
Coding region: 97-333 (78 amino acids)
Source: RefSeq, a predicted model, not a curated record
GCCUGAAGUCUGGGGCGGCGGAGGCAUGUGCCCCUGUGUUCGAAUCGCAGGGUAGUCCUCGCGUCUGUGAUAAGAUGACUGGUAAGGGGGUCUGCUAUGGCUCCAUUACGAAGACUUCGUGGAGAUCUAGUAAGGAUACCCCGGGCGCUAAGGCUAACAGCAAUUGCACACUUCCAACCUUGGCCGUUUCUCGGUUUCCUUCAACAGGUGCAUUCCACGUCUCACCCUUGCAAACUUUCACCAACGCAUGCCAAGUCUCGGGACCAGCACAUUACCCAACCGAACCAAACGCCACCCACCCUCCAUGAAGGGUGCUGUGGCGCUAAGAACUGAAUAGAACCGUGCGUGUACGGUGCGGCACGACGACCUGUCUGUUGCAUGAUCGUAAAUGCCUCUUCCAACUGGAGUGUUGUCUGUAUUCAAUACGCCGAGGACAUUCAGCCAUUACCAACUGCUUCUAGCCAA